This is a messenger RNA of Mycena indigotica, 1032 nucleotides long. RefSeq lists its product as uncharacterized. The coding region runs from base 1 to 1032 and encodes 343 amino acids. The record is from RefSeq and is a predicted model, not a curated record. The transcript is spliced from 3 exons. Lineage: Eukaryota; Fungi; Basidiomycota; Agaricomycetes; Agaricales; Mycenaceae.
AUGUCGCCAAACAAUAACACGAUCCCUGACUCGGAUGUUAAAACCCCCACAGUCGACCAGCAUCAGGAUCCUUCCCAGCCCACCAAAAUGCCCCGCUGCAGGUCUGGCAGUUCCAAGUCACAGUCCUCCCCUUUGAAACCUUCCGACCCAAUUUCGACCGCGUCGUUGUUUACGCCUCGCGCUUUUCCUCCACCUUCUCUCGCGGGCGUGCCUGUCGAGUAUAUUAUUGAGCAACUCCGUAAUUAUGCACCCGAGUUGUGGGACAAGCCAGAGACUGCAGACUGUACCCUUGUCAUUCCUGUACCACAUCCUCCUGGGAAACCAUUAACCGCGUUCUCUCCAACGACUGAACCCGGCAUAAGUCGACGAGUCACAGAACCAGCAUUGAAUGCAGUUCCCAAGAUUUCCUUGAAGCUGCAUGUCGACUACCUCUGUGCCCACUCCACCCUUCUACGAAGCUUGUUCAGUGGCGCGUCUUCGCUCGACCUUAUUAGCACUGCCGCUCUCACGCAAGCGCCGUCGCAACCCACUCCCUCAGGCCAAUUUGCCGUCCCCACCAACCGCCUUCCCCGUCUCAUGCCAUGCUCUCCCGACCACCCCAUUCUCUUCCUCCCCAUUCCCGACCCCACAUCGAUUCACCUGCUCAUACAUUGGAUGUAUUUCGGCAGCACAUCCUUUAUCGAGGACAGUCUGAACGACGGCUCGGUUGAGUGGGAGGGCAUUGCUCGCAAUGCCGAAUACCUCGGGCUCCCUGUCGACCUCAAGCUGUUCCUGGGUCAGUGGUACACCAAGUGGGUACACAACCGCGGGAAUAGCUAUGUCUCUGAGGGGGAAGAGGGGGAAGAAGAUGACGACGACGAUGAUGCGGCAACUGUCUAUUAUUCUGACGAGGAGGCUGAAGUCACGGACAAGGUCGAUUUAGGGGCGGCUCUGGCCGCUGAUGAUAACGCAUCUGACGAUGGCGCUGCUGCUCCCAAACGUGGUCGAGCUCGCAUUCGCCCCAUUUCCGUCUCAUCUGCUCAUAGCGUCUGA